AUGGCGCAAAGGUUAGGUGCGAGUGCAGUGAAGAUCAGCAGAGGUUUGGCGACAGCCAGCCAAGCACAUGGACAAGCAACAACAACUCGUACAUGGAAGUUAAUGACUUUUAUAGUCGCUUUACCAGCAGUUGCUGUCCUCAUGCUGAAUGCUUUUCUGAAGCCAGGUCAUGGACGUCCUGAAUUUGUGCCUUAUGAACAUCUCCGCAUCCGCAACAAGCCUUUUCCUUGGGGAGAUGGAAAUCAUACCUUAUUCCACAACUCACACAUGAACCCAUUACCCACUGGCUAUGAGAAAUAA
Messenger RNA from Hemiscyllium ocellatum (epaulette shark), 300 nucleotides. Its product is annotated as cytochrome c oxidase subunit 6A1, mitochondrial-like. Bases 1 to 300 code for a protein of 99 amino acids. Lineage: Eukaryota; Metazoa; Chordata; Chondrichthyes; Orectolobiformes; Hemiscylliidae. Gene Ontology annotation, cellular component: mitochondrial inner membrane. The record is from RefSeq and is a predicted model, not a curated record. The transcript has 3 exons. Gene Ontology annotation, biological process: mitochondrial electron transport, cytochrome c to oxygen. Gene Ontology annotation, molecular function: enzyme regulator activity.